UCUCCUCUUCCUUUCUUCAUUCUGUCCUCUUUCCUUCACUUUCUAUCAUCUAAAUCUACUCUUUAUUUUCUUUCUGUUCUGUUGUAAUCUGUCCAUCAUGGCCCCCAAGAAACCAGAACAAAAGAAGGAAGCAGUGAAAGUUUCACCAGAACCAGAAAUUGUUAAGGAACCAAACUUUGAUCCACACAACAUCAAGAUUGACUUCAGUGCUGAUCAGAUUGAAGAGUUUAAAGAGGCCUUCCAGCUGUUUGACAGAACUCCAGAAAACCAGAUGACGAUCUUGUUCUCUCAGUGUGGAGAUGUGAUGAGAGCUCUCGGACAAAAUCCAACCAACGCUGAAGUCCUCCGAGUGCUGGGACAUCCCAAAUCUGAGGACGUGGACAGUAAAUUGGUGGACUUUGAGACCUUCCUGCCAAUGCUGCAACAUGUGGCUCAAUCCAAAGACAAAGGGACGCAUGAGGACUUUGUGGAAGGCCUCAGAGUUUUUGAUAAAGAAGGAAACGGGACGGUGAUGGGUGCAGAGCUGAGACAUGUUCUGGUCACUCUGGGAGAGAGGAUGACAGAGGAAGAAGUGGACAAACUGUUGGCAGGACAGGAAGACGCUAAUGGCUGUAUUAACUAUGAAGCUUUUGUCAAGCACAUCAUGGCUGGUUGAAACAACAUAUUGGAGUCAAAGAAGUUCCUGGUUUUCCCUGGUCACUACUUUCUUCUCUUUCUUCAAUCUAAGAUCCUUGCUGUUUUUGUUGACUUGUUAAGAAUACAAUAAAACGUAUUAGCAUGUUAAA
Molecule: messenger RNA, 785 nt
Organism: Dicentrarchus labrax (European seabass)
Lineage: Eukaryota; Metazoa; Chordata; Actinopteri; Moronidae
Gene: myl4
Product: myosin, light chain 4, alkali; atrial, embryonic
Exons: 8
Coding region: 98-655 (185 amino acids)
Cellular component (GO): myosin II complex
Molecular function (GO): calcium ion binding
Source: RefSeq, a predicted model, not a curated record